This is a messenger RNA of Amaranthus tricolor (Joseph's coat), 915 nucleotides long. RefSeq lists its product as uncharacterized. The transcript is spliced from 3 exons. The coding region runs from base 1 to 915 and encodes 304 amino acids. The record is from RefSeq and is a predicted model, not a curated record. Lineage: Eukaryota; Viridiplantae; Streptophyta; Magnoliopsida; Caryophyllales; Amaranthaceae.
AUGAGUCUUAAUAACAAAAUAGGUGUCAAAUGCCUUGACAAUUUGCACCUUAGAGUUUCAGAAAAAGGGAUUUUGGAGGAAAUUUCCAACGAGGAUGUAGAGGAAGAAAACUCAGAAGAGGAUAAGGAUGAAGGAGAAGAAAAAGAACAGGAUGAGGGAAAAGAAAAAGAAGAUGAAAAAGAAAAAGAAAAAGAGGAUCAUCAGCCUGUUCCAACUGCCACAAAUGAUGGGGCAAAGGUUGUUUCAAAAGGGGAACAUGAAGAAGCUGGAAGUAAGGGGGAAAUUUCAAAAGAAGAGGAAGAUGAGGACCUAGAUGAUGAUACUUCUAGUGAUGAGGAAGUCUGGAUGCCAACAAAGAAGGAGCCCUUUGUCAAACAAAGAAAAAGUAUUAGGCUUGCUUCAAAGAGGAAACGUCCUGUGGUUAGUUUGGAUGAUGACUCCUCCACACACACCUCCUGUGAGCCUAAACAGACAACUCCUUCACCAAAACCUGAUGCACCACCUUCACCACACAUUCCAUCACCACCUUCACCUAUUCCAUGUACACCACCACCAACCACCACAUCUAACUCACCAGGUCUGUGUUUCACUGAUUUUGCUAAUCCCUCAGUUUCUACCGAUCCUAUCCUUGAUAAAUUGCAGACUCGUCUCAGUGCCAAGCUUGACACAGUGGAGGUGCAAACUGAGUAUGUAGACGAAGACGAACCUAAGAGAGGUGGAAUUUCAGAAAUUUUGUUUGCUUAUUCACUUGGAGAAGAUGAAAUUCAGAGUUUUGGUUUGCUUGUUCACUUGGGGCAGAUGGAAUCUCAGAAGUUUGCUUUAGAAGUAAGGGAAAUGAUGGUGGAUAUGAUUCAUACAUUACACAAGUAUAAGAAGAAGGAAAGGGUGGUGUGUUUGGUGAGUAUUGGGGGUUGA